Molecule: messenger RNA, 677 nt
Organism: Danio rerio (zebrafish)
Lineage: Eukaryota; Metazoa; Chordata; Actinopteri; Cypriniformes; Danionidae
Gene: pyroxd2
Product: pyridine nucleotide-disulphide oxidoreductase domain 2
Cellular component (GO): mitochondrial matrix
Molecular function (GO): oxidoreductase activity
Source: RefSeq, marked validated
GGCGGUGAGGGAGGAGUUACGGAGUUUGAGCUCUGGGUUUGAGGGCCACCCGGACUCGUCAUGGCUGUGUCAGUCAGAGCAGGUCGCGCGCACAGAGCCUUUAUUUCAGUCACACAGCGAUGCAGCCACAGCAGCACUGCCCUCAAACCUCAGUAUGACGCAGUUAUUAUCGGUGCAGGUCACAAUGGCCUCAUUGCUUCAGCAUAUCUGCAGAAGGGAGGCCUGAGAACAGCAGUGCUGGAGCGCAGACAUGUGCUUGGGGGAGCAGCUGUGUCUGAAGAGAUCAUUCCAGGGUUUCACUUCUCCAGGGCCUCCUAUCUGCUUAGUUUAUUACGUCCACACAUCUACCAGGACCUGGAGCUUAAGAAACAUGGCCUGAAGGUUUACAUGAGGGACCCCUAUUCAUUUACCCCCAUGCUGGAGGAUGGUGUAGGAGGGCGACCACCGCGGUCUUUACUGCUCGGAUCUGACCUGACAAAUACGCGGCAAGAGAUUGGCAAAUUCUCUGAGAAAGACGCCAAGGUGUAUCCUGAUUUUUUACGCUAUUUGGAAACACUGGCCUGCGCCAUCCACCCACUGUUAGACGCUCCACCCGUUGACAUUCCAGGUCUGACUCAGGGCUCUUUGACAAAGAGAUUAUCUGCCCUGAGGAGCUUGAAACCUUUGGUGAAGUCUGG